AUGCACGGGCCAGAGUCUAAGAGACUCCAGGAGGAACUGGAGGCCGAGGUCAAGAAGGUUAAGAAGGACUUGAGACUCCAACAGAAGGACUUCCAUUCCUUCAGUAUUCGUUUGCAAAUCCAGGAGGAAGACAACCAGAAGAUCACAGAGGAGCUGAGUCAUAAGUGCAACAAGAUUAACGAGGAGAUGAAAUUAGCCGUCCAUCAAAGGGAUCACGUGAUCGCCAGGGUCAUGGCGGAGAAAACGGCGCUGGACGAGAGAAACAAGGAGCUCACGGCCAUUGCGACAAAAGUUAUCCAGAGGUGUCAGUUAGAGAUCAACGCUCUGGGGGACAAUCUGAGACGUGAGCAGGUGGAGAAGGAGGCCGGCUUCGAGAGAAUAAAGGAGCUGGAGAGACUGGUCGAGGCCACGGAAGAAAACUGGGUGAACAAGCACCAGGCCAUUAUUCUCAAAAAGGAUCUUUUGAUCGGCACCGCCAUCAGUAAAGUUUUGUCACAGGAAGUAAGCAACCGGGAGCUAAAGUCCAGGAUGCAAGCCAUCGGGAGCGCAGUCCUACAGAGCCACAUCGAAUCAUCUCCACUGAUUUUAAUCUUAAUCCUUUUUGUUCCUCCAGGCUGGACCGAAGCUUCCUCUCUUCACUACUCGGACGCCCGCUCCAGCCGUCUCUCCCUGGAGAAAACCUUCGGCCGGUCGCUCAGAGACUCCCAGUGCCAGCACAUGCUGAAGCACCUUCACAACGGAGCCAGGAUCACUGUGCAGAUGCCUCCUAGUGUGGAGGGUCACUGGGUGUCCACCAGCUGUGAGGUGAGACCAGGGCCGGAGUUCCUGACGCGCUCCUACAGUUUCUACCCCAACAACACCUUCCAGGCUCACCAGUUCUACUACGAGGACAACCACUGCAAUAAGCCCACCUACACUCUGCUGAUCCGAGGUCGUCUCCGCCUACGUCAGGCCUCCUGGAUCAUCCGCGGCGGCACCGAGGCCGAGUACCACCUCCACCGCGUCCAGAUGGUCUGUCACACAGCCACCGUGGCCAAAGAGCUCAGCCAGAGGCUCAACCAGAGCUGCCGGGGGGCGGUGAGGGGCCCCUGGGAGCCCGGGAAGAUCUACGAGCUGUGGAGCGAAGAGGGCGGCCACGACUGCUCCAGGGAGCUCAACUUCGCCAUGCACGAGCUGCAGCUGCUCAGGGUGGAGAAGCAGUACCUGCAUCACAACCUGGACCACCUGGUGGAGGAGCUGUUCCUGGGAGACAUCCACACGGAGCCGUCACAGAGGCUCUACUACAAACCCUCCAGCUACCAGAUGGCCCUGCAGAACGCCAAGAACCACGACCACGGCUGCAUCGCCUGCCGCAUCAUCUUCCGCUCCGACGAGCUGCACCCCCCCAUCCUGCCGCCGCGGGCCGACCUCACCGUGGGCCUGUACGGACAGUGGGUGAGUCAGCGCUGCGAGGUGCGGCCCGAGGUCCUCUUCCUCACCCGCCACUUCAUCUUCCACGACAACAACCACACGUGGGAGGGCCACUACUUCCACUACUCCGACCCGGUCUGCAAACACCCGACCUUCACCAUCUACGCCCGAGGUCGCUACAGCCGGGGGCUUCACUCCACCCGGGUCAGGGGCGGGACGGACUUUGUCUUCAAAGUGAACCACAUGAGAGUGACGCCCAUGGACCUGGCCACCACGUCCCUCCUCAACGUCUUCAACGGCAACGAGUGUGGCGCUCAGGGCUCCUGGCAGGUGGGGGUGCAGCAGGACGUGACCAUCACCAACGGCUGCGUGGCGCUGGGCAUCCGGCUCCCCCACACCGAGUACGAGCUCUUCCGCAUGGAGCAGGAUGCCCACGGCCGCUACCUGCUCUACAACGGCCAGCGGCCCAGCGACGGCUCCAGCCCGGACCGGCCGGAGAAGCGGGCCACGUCCUACCAGAUGCCCCUGGUGCAGUGCUCGGCCAGCAGCCAGCCGUCCGACUACAGCCGGGGGGGCGAGGACGACAGGCCUCUGCAGCACAGUGACUCCCCGGGACGGCACGCAGGAAGCCGGAGAAACGCCGCCGUGGCGUUGGGUUCGUUGGUCGUGUCCGUGCUGCUCGUCUGGCAGAGCUAG
Messenger RNA from Limanda limanda (common dab), 2106 nucleotides. RefSeq names its product protein APCDD1-like. The transcript has 5 exons. Gene Ontology annotation, biological process: negative regulation of Wnt signaling pathway. Bases 1 to 2106 code for a protein of 701 amino acids. The record is from RefSeq and is a predicted model, not a curated record. Gene Ontology annotation, cellular component: plasma membrane. Gene Ontology annotation, molecular function: Wnt-protein binding. NCBI's taxonomy places the organism in Eukaryota, Metazoa, Chordata, Actinopteri, Pleuronectiformes, Pleuronectidae.